Messenger RNA from Myodes glareolus (Bank vole), 1905 nucleotides. Lineage: Eukaryota; Metazoa; Chordata; Mammalia; Rodentia; Cricetidae. The record is from RefSeq and is a predicted model, not a curated record.
GUGACCCAGAGCCGCCUCGAGCUGAAGUCCUGUUAGUCGCCUCCGACUGGGUACCAACCCCCUAUUACUCUGCAGGCGCGUGAAGGAGAAGGAAACUCGCUCGGACCGCACAGGUCUUUGGGUCUCAGCGCAAGCCUUGGCUAGAGAGGGAGAAAAUCGCUUUGACUGGAACCUUACUGCAGGUUUGAAGGCUCGGUCCAUCUACCACCGUGCACGGAAUAAAGCAGAAGACACGAGAAGAAAAAGGAAUUCACUGUAUAUUUCAGAGAGUCACCACCAGAAUCACAGAACCUAGGAGAGGCUGAAGAUUACUGGACUGCACCAUAGUUCACCAAACCGCUGUGAGCUCUCUUCAAUCCGGUGAAGAAAGGCCCUCUCCUGUCUGGCCAAAAGGCUCACACCCAUUCAAGUAUGGGUCGGGCCCGGGAAAUGGGUUGGAUGGCAGCAGGACUGAUGAUAGGGGCUGGCGCCUGCUACUGCAUGUACAAACUGACCAUGGGAAGAGGCGCAGGAAAUGAACUGGAGGAGGAGGAGGAAGAUGAUUGGGACGAGGAACAGGAUCUGGAUGAAGAGGAGGCAAAUAUUUGGUUUGAUUUCACAACAAUGGCUCGGCCCUGGAGUAAGGAUGGGGACUGGCGUGAACCUGGGGCCCCAGGUGGGACUGAGGACAGACAUUCAGGUGGGGGGAAGGCAAACAGAGCACACCCAAUAAAGCAGCGACCAUUCCCUUAUGAACAUAAAAACACGUGGGGUGCACAAACCUUUAAAUCCUUCAGUUGUGCUCUGGACCUGAGCAAGUGUGCUUCCAUUCAAGGAAAAAGCAUGUUCACCAAGCCCACAAAUUCUGGCUUUCCCCUUAGCCACAAUGUCAGUAGGCACUGGGCCAGCCUCUCAGUGGUUGCAAACAGGAUCCCCACCCCCCAGACCACUGUGAGGGAGAAGGCUUUGUGUGUCCCGGAAAACCUGAACACCGGUAUUGGAAAUCAGGGCCAGAUUGAGAUGUCCAUCGAUGAAGUGUGUCGAGAGACGGUGUUACAUUGCUGCAAGUCAUUUCUGCAGCAGGCCGGAUUAAAUCUGCUAAUAAGCAUGAUGGUUAUUAAUAACAUGCUUGCCAAGUCGGUUUCAGACCUGAAGUUUCCUUUGAUAUCCGAGGGCAGUGGAUGUGCAAAGAUUCAGGGUUUGGAAGCACUGAUGGGUUUGUCUGAAAAGUCAGUGUUGGCUGGGGAAGUGUUGGCUGCCCAAAUGCUGUUCUCUUUCUUGCUCCUCUUUAUGAGAGGUGGGAACAGAGAGAUGCUCGUAGAAGCCCUCUCCCCAUAAGCAGCAGCAGAAGGAGACUGGAUCCACCCAGGGCCACAGCAGUUUACCGAGGCCAGAGAAGCUGCAGUGGGUGCAAGCAAGGAUGCAGCCUUAGCCAGUCAGCUCCUCCUUGGACAAAAGUUCCAAUAGCUAAAAAGAGGGCCACACUCUUCUUGGCCAGGCAGGGGCUCCCCGGAACUGUGGGCAACUUGUGGGUUUUGUAGUCUGCAGGAAAAGUGCAUUGUAAAUUGCUCCCUUGCAGUCUUCCUCCUGCGGUAAAAGGUAAAGGGAUCACCGUUGGCUGCUAACUGUAGAUAACAAACAUCAAAUCACAGCAUCACCAGUGCUGUCGUUGCCCGAGGUGAUCUCCCUGUCUAGGCAGGACCACUUAGCAGAAAUGACACCCACAUGGGAGCUCGUGUCAAACUUGCAUCUGCUGUCACUGCUAAGGUUGAAGUAUUUUCCCCAUUCCUCUUUCCUACACUAGCUGAUGGAUGGCUAGCAUGUUAAUCAAAGAAAUGCACCCCCUCCUGUCCAUUGUACUGACUGACCUUCCUCCACCCAAGCCCCCACCUGUGUGUAUCAUCAAUAAACUCGUGUGCUUUGAUU